Molecule: messenger RNA, 2198 nt
Organism: Aedes aegypti (yellow fever mosquito)
Lineage: Eukaryota; Metazoa; Arthropoda; Insecta; Diptera; Culicidae
Exons: 4
Coding region: 337-1326 (329 amino acids)
Source: RefSeq, a predicted model, not a curated record
AACGCACAUAAAAUACGAUAUUCUUUCCAUUGAAGUACAAAAAUCCCCUCAUAAAUAUUGAAAAGUCAAUAAUUAUUGAAGGGCUUAUGUCAAAGGUUGAACUUAAUAAACUCAAAUGUACUUGAGCCCUGACGGGCUUAAGUCAACAGCAAAGUUAUAUUUCGUAAAAGUGUGUUGAGCCCUUUUCAUUUCAUUAGCUAGUUUGAUGCUUAAAGCUGUCAUAAUCGCAAAAUCGAGCGCAGAAGUAAACAAAUUUUGCUGCAAUCGCAUUGUUUUCUAAAAGUGCAACUUUAAACAAGUUUUCUCCACUGCUUUCGAAAAUCAGAAAUUCGGAAAAUGGAUGUUUUGCUACAAGCUGCAGAACUUGCCUUCAGUCAAUAUAGCGAAGGUUCUGCUGCUGUUCGUGCUAUACCAACUGUGGCAUGUUAUGAGGAAAUAGCAGCCGACCUAAGCUUUUCUGGCAUUUCAACCAAUGAAUUAUCUGAAACAUUGAUCCAGAAUGACCAGUCGAUACUGGAUUCCCGAGCCAACAUUUCCUCGGCUUCACCUCCGGAAAUGAAUAAAUCGCUUUCAGUUUCAUUCCGCAACGUUUUCUCAUCUACAUCAAGGUUGACUCCACUACCACGACAGCCAUUAUUUGCUCUGGACGAGGAAGAAGAAUCUCCACUGGAUUUAUCGAUUAAUUCGAUCGAUAAUCAUCACGACGCUCCGCUUAACCUGAUAGCGAAACCGAUCCACUCCGUGGAGUGCUCAGCUAAAAGCGUGUUUCAAAUGCCACUGAAUUUAACUUCCAGUAAGCGAACUGAUGAUGAUGAAAAAGACAAAUUUACUCCCAAGAAGCCUCCAAAUUCACCACGUCGAUUGUCCGAAGAAAAUCACGUUUUACCAGAUGAAUCGGAGAAUGCCCGUUCCGAAAACAUUUUGGUCGAUGACGUUGAGUCGAAGGGUCGAUUCUCAGAUCAAUUGCAGCAAAAGCCAUUGGAUGGUAGCUCAUCUGAAGCACGGCAAGGCGGAAGGCAGCAUGAAGCUGCCAGUGCUGAUCAUUUCGGAAAUAAUGAUCUCGAUGAAAAUGACAGCAAUAGUGACGACGACGACUACCAGGAUGGAGAAAUCGAACUACUGAAUGAUUUUUCCAUAAUGGAAUAUUUCGAACCAUACCGUAUCGACUCUAUGAAUGCCGAUUCUGAACCCGAAGACUUAAUAGAUAACCCGAUUGCUGAUUCGGAUUGUGAGAACGUCGCACCGGGGAAAGAUUUGGGAUUCAAGGAACUUAAUGACAGCAAUAUUACAAAAAGAGGAGAUGUACUGCAAGUUAUAAUAAUGUGAAUAAUAAGAAGCUCAAGGCAAAAGGAGAAGCGUACAUUCGACCCAAUGGAAAGGAGGUUGCCGCUCGAAGUGUCAAGCCGGCUUGCUUUUGUUCAAAGCGAAAAUGUCACACGAAAGUGAACAACGAAAUACGACAGAAACUCUUACUCAACUUUUUGAAACUGACACCAUCCGGACAGAAUCAGUUCCUGUCUAACCACGUGACGAUCAAUCCGGUCAAAUAUCAUCGAGUAUUCAACUCUAGGCGCACAUUUUCACGAAAGUAUCAUCUACCAGCCAUCGGAGGAAAUGUUGAAGUUUGUAAAGCCAUGUUUCUCGCAACCUUCGAUGUAACAUGUAAAAAAAUCCGAGUUUUGGCCACCAAAAAGUGCAAACGUGCCGGCGUUUGCGCUGAUGAUGAACGAAUGGCCAAUUCGUCGAAUAAACGUCUUAGUGAUGAAGACAGGAAGAAAAUUGAAGAUCAUAUCAAAUCGUUCCCAUUUUAUACCUCCCACUACGGUCGAGCCAAAUCCGACAAAUUGUAUUUGUCCAGUGAUUUGAACAUAACGAAAGUAUAUGAUCUGUACAAACAGAAGUGUUCAAAUGAAAAGUGUAAACCUGUUCAUUACAACACAUUCCGGGCUAUAUUCAAAACUUUCAAUAUAAGCUUUCGAAGCCCACAAGUCGACACUCAAACAAAGUUCUUCAGAAAGCGAAAAGCAAUCCCUUCGAUCCGACCUUGAGGCACACCAAGCCAAAGCUCAACAGGUGUACGAUAGGAAAAAACAAGAUAUUCAAGCGGCAAAAAACGAAAACUCGGUGUGUACUGCAUCAUUCGAUUUGCAGAAAUGCUUGCCAACUCCUCACUUGGUGUGCGGUCAGGCAUUUUAUAG